AUGUCUGUAUGGUCGACAAGCACCGGACGCAAUUCAGUGUUUGGUGCCGAGGGUGGACCAACGACCUUAGCUUCCACUCAUCCAACGAUUCCAAUUGACGCUCAUUCCCACUCUCAUCUUCACACCACCGAGGGUCACUGUUUCAACAAACGUUUUUACAAGUGUCAGACAACAAUGUCGCAGUCCGGAGAUGGCCUUCAUACGCCGAGUUAUCUUUCUUGGAGAAAAUUGCAGCUCAGCCGGGCAAAGCUCAAGGCUUCCUCUAAGACCUCGGCGUUACUUUCUGGAUUUGCAAUGGUAGCAAUGGUAGAAGUGCAACUAAGCACAGAAACAAAAGUGCCUACAGAAAUGCUGAUAGCAUUCGCAGUGUGUACAACACUCCUGGUAGCCGUCCACAUGCUUGCGUUGAUGAUCUCAACGUGUAUUCUUCCCAACAUAGAGGCCGUCUGCAACCUCCAUAGCAUAAGUCUGGUCCACGAAUCUCCUCACGAGCGUCUCCACUGGUACAUCGAGGUAGCCUGGGCCUUCUCGACGCUCCUGGGACUUAUUUUAUUCCUAAUAGAAAUCGCAAUCCUCUGCUGGGUUAAAUUCUAUGACUUUUCUGAAGUCGCGGCUUGGUCUGCUUGCGUGGUCCUGAUUCCCGUGCUGGUUGUCUUCCUGGCAUUCGCGGUUCACUUUUAUCGCAGCCUCGUCGCUCAUAAGUACGAAGUCACGGUUUCGGGGAUUCGCGAGCUAGAGUUACUUAAAGAGCAAAUAGAGUCUACUGACAUCGAAGGAAGAAAUGGCAGUAUGCUCCAAUCUACCACGCAUAUUGUAUGA
This is a messenger RNA of Cotesia congregata, 819 nucleotides long. NCBI's taxonomy places the organism in Eukaryota, Metazoa, Arthropoda, Insecta, Hymenoptera, Braconidae. The record is from the annotation of a GenBank genome assembly.